This is a messenger RNA of Oryza brachyantha (malo sina), 1747 nucleotides long. RefSeq names its product probable purine permease 11. Gene Ontology annotation, cellular component: membrane. The transcript is spliced from 2 exons. Bases 179 to 1339 code for a protein of 386 amino acids. The record is from RefSeq and is a predicted model, not a curated record. Gene Ontology annotation, molecular function: purine nucleoside transmembrane transporter activity. NCBI's taxonomy places the organism in Eukaryota, Viridiplantae, Streptophyta, Magnoliopsida, Poales, Poaceae.
AAAACAUAUCACCCAGUCGUCCUGGAAGCAGAUGUCGCUUUGCUAACAUUAAAUAGCGAGUGAGAUCGAGUCAUUAUAUAUGCCAGUAAGGAGCCAUGAGUCCAUUCUGCGUUAGUAAGGUGAAGUAGAAGCCACCCUCCCUGUGACUCUGUCUUGCCCUUGAGUUUCAGUCUGCGACAUGGCUCAUGCUCAAGAAAUUCAGCUCCAAAUCAGAGGUGUCCCGGAACAAGAGUCCGGGCAUGGCGAGAACGACUCUGGACCAAAAGCAGCCGGGCGUGGGUCGAUGGGAGGCAGCGUGCGGUGGUGGCUGAUGGUGGCGGUGGACAUGUUCAUGGUGCUCUGCGGCCAGACCGUGGCCACCCUCCUCGGCCGCCUCUACUACAACUCCGGCGGCAACAGCAAGUGGAUGGCCACGCUCACACAGUCCGCCGGCGCGCCGCUGCUCGCCGUGCUCCUCCUCUUCACGCCGCCGCCCUCCGCCGACGAGCCCAGGCCGGCGGCGGCCAAGAUGGUGCCCGUCUACGUCGGCCUCGGGGUCAUCAUCGGCUUCGACAACCUCAUGUACUCGUACGCGCUGCAGUACCUGCCGGUGUCCACCUUCUCGCUGGUGGCCGCGACGCAGCUCGGCUUCAACACCAUCACCUCCCGGCUCAUCAACGCGCAGCGCUUCACGGUGCUCAUCGCCAACUCCGUCGUCGUGCUCACCUUCGCCGCGGCGCUGCUCGGCAUCGGUGCCUCCUCCGACGAGACCUCCAGCAGCGUGCCGCGGGGCAAGUACGCCGCAGGCUUCGUCCUGACGCUCGCCGCCUCGGCCGUGUUCGCGCUCGUCCUGUCGCUCUUGGAGGCCACCUUCGAGAAGGUGAUCCGAGCGCGGACGCUCCGGUGGGUGUUGCGGGCGCAGGUGUGGACCGGCCUGGUGGCGUCGGCGGUGUCGGUGGUGGGGCUGCUCGCGUCGGGGGAGUGGAAGACGAUCCCGGGGGAGAUGGCGUCGUUCAAGAACGGGAGGGCGAGGUACGUGGUGACGCUGGUCGGGACGGCGGCGUCGUGGCAGGUGAUGGCGGUGGGCACGCUGCGGCUGAUCUCGAGGGUGUCGUCGCUGUUCGCCAACGUGACCGGCACGCUGUCGCUGCCGCUGGUGCCGGUGUUCGCCGUCGCGCUGUUCGGGGACAAAAUGACCGGGAUCAAGGCCGUCUCCAUGCUCAUGGCGGUGUGGGGGUUCCUCUCGUACGCGUACCAGCAGUACAUCGACGGCCGGCGCGCCGCCGCCGGGAAGGGGAGAGCGGCGGGGUGCCGCGUUUGCGCCGCGCGCGCCAGUAGCGAGCCGGACUCGCCCGCGUGAGGGCUCGCUUUUUCUCACGGCCCAACAUGCCGAAUUGUCGAAAGUAGCAGGCCUACUUUUCACCUGGGCCCUCAAUACGGAGAGGAAAGAGAAGUUUUGGCCCAUCUCCCUAGGUAGGCCCACGGGCCUGUAGUGUACUUUAUACCAUGUACCCCUUGGAAGUACAUGAAUUUUCUCCAAGUAAACGAAUUUUCCGCUGCGAAAUAUCUAAAUUUACUAAGCAAUUGUAGAGGUCAAAUAUUGGGCCCAACUUUUUUCUUGUAUUGUCUGUGUGAGUCUGACAACGGCCCAAGUAUCAUGUGGCCUGUUUUAUAGUUGUUUCACAGGAGGCCCAACCACUAGUGACUAGUCACGUCAUUGACAUCUGAAUAUCUGAUGAAGUUUUCCCAGACAGAAGCAUAUCUUCGA